AUGUCCAUUCCAGAAGAGGAGAAGGAGAUCAACCAAAUUAUAUGUGUCACUGCUCGUCUUAUUGAACUUUAUUACGUGAAAUAUAUUCAUAAGACCCCUUGUAUGAAUGACCAUCAAACAGGGAAUAUUUGGUUGAUGGGAGUGUUACAAGGAAAUGAAAGUCGUUGCCAUAAUAUGUUUAGGAUGGAUAAAGAUGUAUUUACAAGAUUGUGUGAUGAAUUGCAAAACAAUUAUGGAUUAAAGGGUUCAAGAAGAAUGAGUGCUGCUGAGAUGUUAGGGAUGUUCUUGAACAUCUUAGGACAUGGAUCUGCAAAUAGGCAAGCACAAGAUCGCUUUCAACAUUCUGGUGAGACUGUGAGCAGAUAUUUUAGUAUCUUACUUGAUGUUGUAUGUCGUUUAGCUGUGGAUGUAAUUAAACCAUUGGAAAAUGCGUUUACCAACACUCCAAAGGAAAUCCUACAGGAUUCUAGAUAUAUGCCUCAUUUCAAGGAUUGUAUUGGUGCUAUAGAUGGUGUUCAUGUGCAAGCUGUAGUAUCUCCUUCUAAUCAAAUACCAUUUAUUGGUAGAAAGGGGAUACCUACCCAAAAUGUGAUGGCUGCAUGCAAUUUUGACAUGCAAUUUAUAUUUGCAUGUGCCGGAUGGGAAGGCACGGCCCAUGACACAAGGAUAUUUCUAUCGGCUUUACGUGAUCAAAGUUUGCAUUUUCCUAAACCUCCAAAUGGAAAAUUUUAUCUAGUAGAUGCGGGAUACCCACAAAUGAGAGGCUACUUAGGACCAUAUAAAGGUGAAAGAUAUCAUCUUCCUGAUUUUCGUAGGGGUGUUCAACCGAUGGGUCAUAAAGAGGUAUUCAAUCAUGCACACUCUUCCCUGAGAAGUGUUAUUGAACGCACUUUUGGAGUAUGGAAAAAGAGAUGGAGUAUUUUACGCGACAUGCCUAGUUAUCCUUUUGCAAAACAAGUCAAAAUAGUUAUUGCAACCAUGACACUUCAUAACUAUAUAAGAAGACAUGCCAAACGUGAUUGUCAUUUUGAUGAAAGUGAAGAUGACCUAAAUGGUACUCAAGAUGAAGAGAUUGAGAGAGACGUUGAUGCACAACAAGAAGAUGGUCCUGUAACACAAGAAAUGGAGGCAUUGAGACAUCAUAUAGCCGCAAGUUUAAUGAGUUCAUCUGGUUAG
This is a messenger RNA of Prunus dulcis (almond), 1176 nucleotides long. Its product is annotated as putative nuclease HARBI1. The transcript is spliced from 3 exons. NCBI's taxonomy places the organism in Eukaryota, Viridiplantae, Streptophyta, Magnoliopsida, Rosales, Rosaceae. The record is from RefSeq and is a predicted model, not a curated record. The coding region runs from base 1 to 1176 and encodes 391 amino acids.